AUGCCUCUAAAGCGCAAGGUAUCCCUUGCAAACCCCGACAACUCGGAGCGACAUGGAUUAAAAGAACAAUACCAGAGGCACUCCACAAAACACCCAUUCAAACCCUACCCCGCCUCCAAAAUCUACCGCCUCAUCGAACCAGGACCCAUCCUCCUCGUCUCAACAGGCUCCCUUUCCUCAAAAACUCACAACCUCAUGACCCUAGGCUUCCACAUGAUGCUGCGACACGACACUCCCGCAUUAAUGAACAUAUGUCUCGGCCCAUGGGAUGCUAGCUUCACCUUACUCUCCGAGUCCCGCUCCUGCGUCCUCGCCAUCCCAGAUAUCUCGAUCGCGACCUCAGUAAUCGAUAUCGGGAACUGCAGUGGUGACGAGGUGGAUAAGUGGACGAAGUUCGGAUUUCAAGCGUUACCUGCUGCGAAGGUCGAGGCACCGCUGGUUGGCGGAGAUGGUAUUAUCGCUAACAUUGAGUGUGUGGUUCAUGAUGAUUCCAUGGUUGAGCGAUAUAACCUUUGGGUACUUAAGGCUGUGCGGGCUUGGGUGAGGGGAGGGUUUGAUGAGGAUGAUGCAUCUGGGCAGAGGAUGCGAAUGUUCCAUCAUCGUGGUGAUGGGUCCUUUGUUGUUGAUGGGGAGGUGUUGGAUUUGAGAGAGAGAAUGGUUAAAUGGAGGGAGUUCCAGGAUUAA
Messenger RNA from Penicillium malachiteum, 684 nucleotides. RefSeq names its product flavin reductase family protein. The coding region runs from base 1 to 684 and encodes 227 amino acids. The transcript has a single exon. The record is from RefSeq and is a predicted model, not a curated record. Lineage: Eukaryota; Fungi; Ascomycota; Eurotiomycetes; Eurotiales; Aspergillaceae. Gene Ontology annotation, molecular function: FMN binding.